AUGAUGAGCACAGGAAACCAUUCCUUCGACAGGGUGAAGUUCGCGGAGGCGGUGGAACCUGCGACGCAGCUGUACUUGUUGGACUGCUGCGUUGACGGAUCUCCUGCUUUGGUGCGGGCAGGUAAGACCGGAUGUGUCCUUGUCGGUUUACUGUUCUUGUUGCCACUGCUGUCGUUUGUGCCCACACUGAUUCCAUUUCCUGAGCCUUCUGACGGGUUCCUGAGCAACUGGGCUUACAAUUUCGUCGCCCAUCCCCUACUCAAUUAUGUGCUAGCACGUGCAACGAUGGAGUUGCUGGCCAGGGCUGUUGAGUCCAAAGAAAGACCUCGGCUACGUUGGAUGCUUCACUUGGUUCCCCUCGUAGACCCCAUUCUGUGCUUAUCAAUCCACAGCGUGGCAAGCUUCCUGGGCGUUUUUCCAUUGCCUUAUUCAGCCUUUACAAGUUGCCUUCCGGGCGUCCUCGGAGUCUUGCUGGUUGCCCGAGUCCUCAUGCCUGAAGACUUGCUGACUGAAGAUGUUCUGCGAUUCAUGAAGUUCAUCGUCUUCAUCUGGCUUGUGUGGGCCGUGCAAUUCCUUGUGCUGAUGAUUUGGUUGUUGACAUUCCCAUUGCUCCCAGAUGUACAGCAAGCUCUGUCCAGUUUCGUGGUCACAGGCAUGCUCAUUUUUUUCGGCUGGGCCAUGGAGCUCGUGGGCGCAUGGCAGGGAGUGCCGAAGUACCACGUUACCGAGUUGAAACCGAUGAUGUACUUCAUCUCAUUUCUCUUCACCGCCGCACUUUAUUCGUCGGCCAAGGCAUGGUGGAUCUUUGCGCUCAUGGCGGCGCAGGAGGCGGGGAAAGCAUUAGCCAUUUUGGCCAAGAUUGUGCUUUUCCUUACAGGCUACUCCACCGAGGAUAUGGAUGAUUAUGCUGAGGAGAGCAGCAGCCGCUUUAGCAGGGUGCCCAGCCAGACUUGGAAGUGCAAGCUCUGCAAGCGCUGCAGCUGUACGCGUCCUCCUUCCCUCGUGGCGCUCCGUCACAAAUCGGAGGGUGUAGGGUUUGACAUGUAG
Molecule: messenger RNA, 1047 nt
Organism: Symbiodinium necroappetens
Lineage: Eukaryota; Dinophyceae; Suessiales; Symbiodiniaceae
Source: the annotation of a GenBank genome assembly